Xiphophorus maculatus (southern platyfish) is the source of this 3423-nucleotide messenger RNA. It is a transcript of the gene ptafr, whose product is annotated as platelet activating factor receptor. The record is from RefSeq and is a predicted model, not a curated record. Gene Ontology annotation, molecular function: platelet activating factor receptor activity; G protein-coupled purinergic nucleotide receptor activity. The transcript has 2 exons. Gene Ontology annotation, cellular component: membrane. Gene Ontology annotation, biological process: G protein-coupled receptor signaling pathway; chemotaxis. Lineage: Eukaryota; Metazoa; Chordata; Actinopteri; Cyprinodontiformes; Poeciliidae. Bases 266 to 1390 code for a protein of 374 amino acids.
AAAAUAAGUCCGUGUCUCCGUGAAGGGGGAAAUGAAAACCAGGUUAAGAUUUCCAGCCUUGCAACAACCUGGGCAUCUUAAUAGUUUUUUGGACUCGAGAUCAAUUGGGUCAUGUGGGAAUUUCCUCCUCCUUCGCAGAAAGUCUCUUUACGCGCACUGACGGACACUCCCCCGACGCAGCUGAAGGAGCCGCUCCGGGAGACUCAUAUCCGCGGAAAGGUGUCGGUGUCAUCCAGAGAGAAAAAGAAGCUGAACGGUAGAAACGAUGGGUACAGAGACCAGCUCGACCUUUCUGGAUUCGGAGUUUCGCUACAUGCUCUUCCCAGUUGUGUACAGCAUCAUCUUUAUUGUGGGCUUCUUCUCCAAUCUUUAUGUGCUGUUCGUUCUGCGGUGUCUCCGUGAAGCAAAGGCCAUGGGAGAAAUACGCAUCUACAUGACCAACCUGACCAUCGCUGACCUCCUUUUUGUUUGUUCGCUACCCUUCUGGAUUGGGUACUACAGGCGUAAGGGGGAUUGGGUCUUCCAGGAUUUCAUGUGCCAGCUGGCAGGAUCGUUAUUUUUCAUCAACACUUACGGCACCAUCCUGUUCCUCGGAGCGAUCAGCCUCAACCGGUACUGGGCGGUCUCUCGGCCUUUGGACGCAGCCUCGUCGGACCACAGGCGUCGUGGGAUCAUCGUAUGUGUCGUAAUCUGGGCGUUUACCAUUUUAUUGUCAAUCCCCUCCUUCACUUCACCGGGUACCAACGAUGAUGGAAAUGUAACUCGAUGCUUCGAGGGGUACCACAAUCAAACGGAGGACGAGAAGAGGAAAGUGGCAACUACGCAUUUCGUAAUAAUCGCGAUGUUUUUUCUUGUGUUUUUUCUUGUUGUCGUGUGCAAUUUCCUUAUUGCCCGAAACUUACUUUCUCAGAGUACACCUCAGUCAGUGGCUUUCUCUGACACAAUCAAGUCCAACAGGACGCUUACGUCUACGUUUAAAAGGCCCAAUAAGGCCAGAGGGGUGAAGAGGAGGGCUCUCCAGCUGCUCCUGGCGGUGGUGGGGGUGUUCGUGUUGUGCUUUAUGCCCCACCACGUCGUCCAGGGCCCCUGGGUGCUGGCUGUGCUGGAUAUAAAGGAGGGCUGGGGCCACAUAAACUGGAGCCAGGACACACGGCAGGCACUCAACGACGCCCAUCAGAUCACUUUGGUUCUGAUGGGCGUCAACUGUAUCCUGGAUCCUGUGGUGUAUUUCUUUGCCACAAGGAAGUUCAGGAGAUUCAUUGUGGAGCACAUCAAAAAGUUAUCUAGAGGGGAGGCUUGCUCCCACUCAGCGAACAUCCAACUAUCCAUGGACAGCAGGAACCACAGCCAGAAACUUCCGAGUAUCCAGCCACAGCCGGGCGAGGAAUAACUCAUUGAUAGACACAAGAACACAUGAGAACGGGUGUCUUUAUUGGGACGUGUCUCAUACUGAACUGGACUUUACUGAUUUUGUUUACCUUUCUGUUGAGUUUUAAUGUUUGCAACUUGUUCUUUUUUUUAUAGUUCCUUCACACCAAGCUUCAUUUGACCAAAUACCUAAUAUCUGUUUUUCUACUUAUUUUUUGUAAUUUUCCAUAUAUUUUUGAACAUUUUCAUAUGUUGUUUUUUUGCCUUUGCCUUGUGUCUUCUCAUACUUUGGUGCAAUAUUCUAACUGUUACUGUUACUGUUACUUCACUGCCAGGCACUGAAUCUUGGCCCACAUUUGGGUUCGCUAAAUGUAUGACUGCAGCCGUAAAGCAACAAUCAGAUAACAGAAAAAUGCUCCUGGAAUGUAAAAAGCUGCUGCUUAUUAAUUAUUUUUAUUUAGACUUGUCUAUCAGCAUGUCUUAUCUCUCUUCAAUUUUUUAUUUUAUUUUAUUUUAUUUUUAUUUUUAUUUUUUUAACCAAUUUUAAUCUUUUCUUUGUUGUUGUAACAAGCUGCAGCUGCAGCUAUUAAAUUUCCACUGAAAUGUUCCAACCUUGAACCUUGAGCGCAGGCUGUUGCCAAAAAACUGCACAACUAAGGUUUUCUGUUGAUGGAAAAAGUUUUGUGUUUUUCUACUUUAUUAUUUAAGUUAAUAGUGUAGUUCUGGUUUUACUAUAUCUUUUAAAAGCAUUAAAACUCCUUGAAUUUGUUGUAUUAUAAUCACAAGAUGUAAUGUAUUUCAUUGGAAUGCAGAUGGUACAGAUUGUCUCUGAUUUCAGACCCCUGUGUGGCAAUGGUUUGUAGCAGCAGCUUUCACUCCAACUAAAACAUUUGCUUCUUGUGAAACAGCCACAAGAAUGAAAUCCCCAGAAGGUGCUGAAGAAAGCUGACGGGUAAGAUGGAGUUACAGGAAGUUUAAGGAAGGUGAAAAUAGUUUAUAUGGAGCAAUGAUGAGGAAGGGGUGACUGAACUCGGGGAUUGUUUUAAAGAAAACCCUAAAACAUACGGCAAUGAUGUUUAUAUUCCCUUAAACCAGAUUCCUGUGGCUUCGUUUGAUGCAUAAUUUAUUUAUGUAGAGUGUAAUUUAUAAGAAAAGCAGCACUGUGUUUGUGAAAAAUCUGUCAAAUUUGAAAAAACGACUGUUGCUAGAGUGCGCACUGUGGCAGUUGAAGAAUUCGGUCAUUGGAUUACAAUGUAAACCUGAAAACAGCCAAACAGUGUUUUAAUCAUCAAUGAUAUUGGAAGGAGAUCAUCUGUGAGCAUCAAUUUUUACAUCUUAAUUGGAUUUCGGUCUGGACUUUGACUAGACCAUUAUAUCACCUAAAAUGCUUUGAUCUAAACUAUCCAUUGUAUCUCUGGCUGUAUGUUUAGGGUCAUAUUUAAUUUCCUUUUGGGAUUAAUAAAGUAUUUUUGAAUUUGAAUUUGAAUAGUCCAGCUUUAAGGUGAACUUUCCCUUCCCUCUCCUGCAUUUUGCAGCUCCAACGGGUUGUUUUUGCCCUGUAUUUACCUCCAUCCAUCUGAACAUUUCUAUCCCCUUGGCAUGGUGCUGCAAACACCACACUUUACUUUGGGUAUGCUCAGUUUAGGUGGACCAACAUAUCUUGGUAGUUUUGCAGUUGUGACAUUCUCUUUCCGCUCCUUAAUCUAAUCUUGGUUUAAAUUUCUCUACAACUUCCUCCUUGAGCUGGUUGUGGUUCCUUGGUCUUCAUGAUCCUGUUUGGUCCCAAAUGUUCUCACAGAACAGCUCGACCUUUUACUAAAUUACACUCAGAUGGACUUUAUUUAUUGUACAAUGACUUUUGAAGCGUGAAUUAAGGCAUGCUGUAUGCUUCAGUUUGUCUCUAAGUAAUUUGAAACCAUGUCUCAUUUCCCAUCUGCCAGUGCUAUACAUGUUCUGUGGCUAUAAUGUGAAAACAUGUGAAAUAGUUCAAUGGUUAAAAACAUGUUUGUAAGAGAUUGUACAUUGGUAACAUGCUAAUAAAACUAUGCACAUUAA